AUGGCUACUGAAUCAUCCAGCGGACUUCAGUCCGUCAGUAUUCUCCAGGAGAAAUCCCGUCUUGUCAAUCUUGCCCCCGAGCUUCAAGUCGAAAUCUUUUCGUACUGCACACCACAUAACCUCUCCCAGCUAGCUGGCACUUGCAAAGCGAUUAACAAAAUUGCCAAACCUAUCCUCUGGUCUAAACUCGAUAUGAAAAUGACCAACGCUCCUGAUUAUGAAGAUUGGCGCCGUGGUUGUCUGGAUGAGGAACAGAUGGACAAAAUGGCCAGAGCUACCCGUCUCUUCAACGAUUCGGAUCUUGGAUAUGGAUCUAUCACCAAGAUAAUGAUGUUUAUGGGGGGCGAACCUGAGCGGCAAAAUGGAAAGGCUGCUACGGAAGGCGAUCUCCUUGAGCUAGUGAAGGAGAGGAUCCAGGAUGGCCGAAUGCCAAAUGUUAGAUAUUUGCGUGUGGAGCUUUGCAGAGACUAUCUUUUCCGAGACGGAUUUCCUCAGCUUGCGAGUAGUCCAAAAUCUAGAGCUGGAAGGCUCAUCCAAGCGCUCAAAACUUACUCUAGAUCGAAGGCCCAAAGCGAAUUCUGCCUUGAUCUCUCAUACACUUGCUCUUCCAUCAAAGACAUAUUGACCGAUUUUAACUAUCCGAAUUUAACAUUCUUGAAUCUGUCAUUCAAGAACCCGAUUGCCGACAGCGGUGGGCUAAAAAACUAUACCGAACACUCAAACCAGGCUUACGACAUACCCGCUCUCACGAAAUUGCUCUCCGCUGCUACGAAUCUUAGAGAUCUGGGGUUAUUACCAAAGCCAGUAACUCCACGUGUCGAAGAUGAGAUGCUUCACCAACCCCAGCCGGCGUCAACCAAACUGCUACAAGCUCUUCAGACUGCACUUUUUGGACUCAAAAAACUCAGAUCGCUCCAUGUUUGCGACUUUUUGUUCGAUCCGUCGUUUUUCCCAGCGCCUCCCUCAAAUGUCAAGUCCGUUUGUUAUAGCUGCCUCGAGAGGGUAUCCAAAUCGUGGUGGGACCAGUUUGCCGCCUACGACUUCCCAAAUGUGAAAACCAUGGUGAUUCAUUAUCAAGGGGAGGCUGCGGGUCCUCCUUCUAGGCGGAAUUGGUGGCGAGGCAUUGAUGACGGCAAAACUGCUGUAGAAGACGGCGGAUAUGACGGCCUCCAACACUGGAAGUUCAAAAUUCGCAACGUGGCUAUUUCUACACUCACGGAGUUUAUUUGUGACGAAGAAAGAUGUCACCUGUUGCCAACGGACCUUGUAGAAUGUAUGGUUCGCAAUAAUAGAGGCAUCCAAGAGGGGUGGGAGGAAGUUCUAGCUAAGCGCUACACAGAAAAUUUAUCCGCAGAGUGCAAAGGGAGGCUUGUAUCGCCGUUAAAAGAUCAAGUGAUGCAACAGAUCCAGAACAGACUUCAGGACCGAUUUUUAGACAGGUUCAAGGACGGACAGAACGGACGGAAUGAAGAGGAAGAAGUACGACUUUUUAUGACUGCCUAUGCGAAGGAGAUAAUGCACUGGAUCCAGGAAAAUACCAACACAAAGGCUUUGGGCAAUUGA
Molecule: messenger RNA, 1563 nt
Organism: Orbilia oligospora ATCC 24927
Lineage: Eukaryota; Fungi; Ascomycota; Orbiliomycetes; Orbiliales; Orbiliaceae
Exons: 2
Coding region: 1-1563 (520 amino acids)
Molecular function (GO): protein binding
Source: RefSeq, a predicted model, not a curated record